This is a messenger RNA of Cyanidioschyzon merolae strain 10D, 1392 nucleotides long. RefSeq names its product uridine 5'-monophosphate synthase. The coding region runs from base 1 to 1392 and encodes 463 amino acids. NCBI's taxonomy places the organism in Eukaryota, Rhodophyta, Bangiophyceae, Cyanidiales, Cyanidiaceae. The transcript has a single exon. The record is from RefSeq and is a predicted model, not a curated record. Gene Ontology annotation, molecular function: orotate phosphoribosyltransferase activity; orotidine-5'-phosphate decarboxylase activity. Gene Ontology annotation, biological process: 'de novo' UMP biosynthetic process; 'de novo' pyrimidine nucleobase biosynthetic process.
AUGGAGCAGCUUGCCAAGGAUCUUUUUGAGAUAGGUGCGGUCAAGUUUGGCACGUUCAAACUCAAGUCUGGGAUAGCGUCUCCAUUCUAUGUCGAUCUGCGCGUUGCUGUCUCGUAUCCUCGAGUUCUGAGAAGCAUUGCGGCUCUGUACCUAGAGUGCUUGCAGGACUUUUCUGGCGCUUUCGACGUUAUUUGCGGGGUUCCAUACACUGCGCUCCCUUUUGCGACAGCAAUGGCUGUGCAGGGAGACUUACCUAUGGUUAUGUGUCGAAAGGAGGUCAAAGACCAUGGAACACGGCGAGUUGUUGAAGGUGCUUUCACACAAGGCUCUCGUUGCUUAAUAAUCGAGGACGUUGUUACAAGUGGUUCAAGUAUUCUGGAAGUUGUGGGCGCAUUGCGCGCAGAGGGUCUCAAAGUGGAUCACGCGAUCGUCUUGCUUGAUAGGGAGCAAGGCGGGUGUGAGGCGCUUCUCGGCCAGGGAAUAGGGCUCCGAUCUGUUUUCCGCAUCAGCGACCUCGUUGGGACGCUGCGGAAUUUGAACUUGCUUGAGCCGGGGAAGGUGGAUAUGAUUCUAGAUUUUAUUCGCACGGCCCGCGCAGCAUCAGAUGUUAAGCGCCCCGAAACAAACGUUCCAUCCGCAUUGCCAGUCGCCGCAUCAAGUUCUUCCCCGGUGCGAGAUCAACUUUACUCAAUCGCAGAAAAAAAGAGAAGCAUAUUAUGCGUUGCGGCAGACGUACAAUCGACUAAGGAGCUUCUUGGAAUUGCAGAUGCAGUAGGCCCCCACAUCUGUGUUCUGAAGUUGCACGCCGAUAUUAUCCAGGACUGGACGACGGACACAUCAAGACGCCUUCGAGAGCUCGCGGACAAACACAGUUUCAUGCUUUUUGAGGAUCGAAAAUUCGCUGACAUAGGAAACACGGUUGUUGCACAGUUCAGCGCAGGCGUACAUCGGAUCUCUUCCUGGGCGGACAUUGUCAAUGCACACGCCAUCCCGGGCCCUGGACUGAUUGAGGGCCUGCGCCACGCUUGCGCAAUUUCCGGCAGAAUGAUUGGCCUCCUGUUAGUCGCACAAAUGUCCAGCAAAGGGAACUUGAUUGACGAGAGAUACACUGCUACAUGCCUGCGGAUGGCCCGCGAAGCGUUUCCGUUCUGUAUCGGCUUCAUUGCCCAGGAGCGUCUGGACCCGACAGGGAAGCUCUUUGUGAUGGCGCCUGGUGUGCAACUGGAUUCAAAGGGCGAUCAAUUAGGCCAACAGUACAAUUCACCACAGUAUCUGCUGAAGCGCAAGGGUGUCGACUUCCUUAUCGUUGGCCGCGGUAUCUACGGGAGUGAAGAGCCAGCAAAGGCGGCCCAGAUGUACAAAGAGUUGUCGUGGAGCGUCCUUCACGGCUAA